AACAUGUUAGUGCAACCGUAUUCACUUAAAAAUUCGAUACAGCGUUUCACAUCAAUAGUGCCUUGCGCAUAGUGUAUAUGUAGCAAGUUGUCACGCAUCCUGCAAUGAAGUUUCGUGUCACUUGUACAAAAUACCUAAUCAGCGAUAGUUACAUUUUUACAACAGGAAAGGUCACAGGUUACUACGGAUCUCCGUGGUUACCACUGGAAACCGUUGAUCAACAGUCGUAGGGUAAGGGAAGCAACUAUGGCAGACAUGAAACAGGAGUUGAAGUCGGUUGAUGAUCAGCAAAAUUAUUCCACAAGUGAUCCCAAGAAUAUGCAGGAGUUAACACAACACGUUCAGUCACUGCUCCAAGGUAUGCAGGACAAGUUUCAAACGAUGUCAGAUCAGAUCAUUACAAGAAUAGAUGAAAUGGGAAAUAGAAUAGAUGACCUGGAGAAGAAUAUUGCUGACCUCAUGACACAGGCCGGAGUUGAAGGCCCAGAUAAAUAAGCAAUGUGCAAUCAACUUCAGAAACAUAACAGACAAAACAGAACUGUUCCAACACUAGUUUCACCAGAAGAAGCAUUUCCAAGUGUCAUUUUUUAAUCAUAUUUAUCUUGUAUUGUAUGUAAGUAGUGUAUAUUUAUCAUUUUCAAAAUUAAUAAAUGAAAUGAAUGAAAAUCUAAA
Molecule: messenger RNA, 672 nt
Organism: Zootermopsis nevadensis
Lineage: Eukaryota; Metazoa; Arthropoda; Insecta; Blattodea; Termopsidae
Biological process (GO): cellular heat acclimation
Cellular component (GO): cytosol; nucleus
Molecular function (GO): transcription corepressor activity
Source: RefSeq, a predicted model, not a curated record